Helicoverpa armigera (cotton bollworm) is the source of this 1503-nucleotide messenger RNA. Its product is annotated as coiled-coil domain-containing protein 63. Lineage: Eukaryota; Metazoa; Arthropoda; Insecta; Lepidoptera; Noctuidae. Bases 1 to 1467 code for a protein of 488 amino acids. The transcript is spliced from 10 exons. The record is from RefSeq and is a predicted model, not a curated record.
AUGGCCGUCCUAAUAGCACCAGCUGAUGAUAUGGAGAUGGAGAAGAUUGCGGAAGAUGAACUGUCCAAGUUACAAAGACAGUUCAGGGUGAUGGAGAUAGACCGUGCCAACGUGUUGAGCAGUGUGCAACCCACCCUCAGGAUGCAGAAGACCAUCAUAAACACGCUCAAUGCUGACCUAGAGAAGAUCAUGAUGGAACUCAAGUUCACCAAAAGCACCUCAAACCUUAUGGAAGGCGCCAGGAACAGAGAGAAGCUGAUAGCUCUACUGAAAGACCACGAGAAGUAUGCAGCAGAGGUGAAGGAACAUCGAGAGACUAUCAAGGAGCUGGACUUCCUGUUGAAACAAGUUCAGAAGGAGAUCAAGUCGCUAAGGCAGAAAGUCACCGGGUUUGAAAUUGCAUACGCCAAUGUUCUGACCGGUCAGACCCUGAUCAGUCAGCUGGAGAACCGACUGGACACAGCCAUGAAGAAAUUCAACACCGUCAACAGCGAGAACUACUCCAUGAGACUACAUAUCGACAGAUUGCUUAGAGACCGGCAAUUCUUCAACACCCACUGGAAGAACCAGCUCAAACGCCUGAUGGAUGGAAAGGCGAUGAUCAUCGAGCUACUGGAACAGGCCAUCUCGACUUAUGACCAGCGCGAAGAGUGGUGUAACAAGUUGGAUGCGCUUAAGGAGAAAGCUGCUAUUGAUUAUAGGAAACAUUGCUUGGAAGUCCGUGAACUCCAGCGCCAACUAGACCACAGCAUGAAGCUGGAAGAGUUCCUGCGAACCAAGGGAACCGUCAGACUGACGGCUGCUGACGCUAAGGCUGAGGCCAAGAAGUUGGAACAACAGGAAGAGGAGAUGAGGAUCUAUAACAAUUACGUUAAUAUACUUGAAGCUCUUAAGGAGUUUGCCGGUGAAGAAGACGUGGACAAGCUAAUCCAGGAGUUCACGCGUCGCGAGGAGGAGAACUACGCACUCUUCAACUACAUCAACGAAGUGUGCACCGAGCUCAAGAACUUGAGUGAUAAUGUCAAAUUGCUUAGAGUUAACAUUGAGGAGGAAACCGCCAAACACCAAGCGAAGCUAUUCCAGCAGCAGGACAGCAUAGAAUCCCUUCGCAGCACAUUAGAAGAGAAGCGGCAGGCCAACGCCAGUGCCCGCGCGACGUGCGAGCGAAGCACGAGAGUGUUGGAGACUUUGUUGCAGCAGAUAUAUGCGUUGGCACUGUCAUCAGACUGCGACUCUCUGCCUCUUCUGAAGCUGUUGGGUAAACCGUUUGACAUCAACGUGACCAACGCGCGUUUGUAUAUCAAGAGCUUGGAGAAGAAGGUCAUUGAGAUCAUCGACCUCGUGAGAAUUGAUGAGCUGCUACAACGUCAAGCAGAAAGCAAGGAGCGUACACCACCGUCCACUCGUCGCCGCCGCGCCCGCGCCGCCGCGCAACGCACACGCGACACCGUGGCUGCACAGGCUUAGGACCAUCGAUUUAAGAUCCCACUAGCGUUUGAUAUA